GAGCUACAUUACGACACAGAGAAGCUGAACAGCGACACCACGGAUUCUGUAGGGUCCCUUCCCAUGUGAAUACACUCUACACUUUCUCUUCUUCGUAUUACGUGUGCAAAAAUAUCGUAUAAGAAAAAAAACCCAGCUUCCAGCUGUUCUUUAGAUUUUCAAAAUGGACACAAGAGCCUUGAGGAAUCCCUAUCAUGACUAUGAUGGGAGCCCAGCUUCCACACAGGCGCUGUUUGAUUCUCAUGGGAAGCUUACACCUGAGUUUUCCCAAAGAGUGAGCAGCAAGAUCAGCGAACUUUUAGCUGUUAUGGAAAAUGGGCUGAAAUCUGCUGAUCCAAGAGACUGCACGACUUACACAGGCUGGGCAGGCAUCGCUCUGCUCUACCUGCAUCUCCACAGCGUGUUCAGAGAGGAGUCCCUCCUGCAGAAAGCGCUGGAACACGUCAGCCGCAGUCUCAAGUCUUUGACCCAACGCCACGACGUCACCUUCCUGUGCGGAGACACGGGGCCGCUGGCCAUAGCUGCUGUGGUGUAUGCUCGCCUCCAGAGGGCGCAGGAGUCUGACGAAUGCAUCAACAGACUGAUGCAGUAUUACCAGACGGUGGUGAACGGCUCCGGCGGGCUGCCAGAUGAGCUGCUGUACGGCCGCGUGGGCUUCCUCUACUCCCUGGUCUUCAUCAACCAGCAGUUUGGUCAGGAUCGGAUCCCUCUGCAGUACAUCCAGCAGAUCAGUGAGGCCGUUCUGGCGUCAGGAGAGCACCUCAGCAGAAAGUUCAGGGUCCAGAACCAGAGCCCGCUGAUGUACGAGUGGUACCAGGAGCAGUACGUUGGCGCCGCUCACGGGCUCGCAGGCAUCUACUAUUUCCUAAUGCAGCCCGGCUUCGUCUCGUCAGAGGAGCACGUUCACCGGCUGGUGAAACCCAGCGUGGACCACGUCUGCCGCCUCAGGCUGCCCACGGGGAACUACCCUCCCUGCUUGGGGGACGACAGGGACCUGCUGGUGCACUGGUGUCACGGAUCCCCCGGGGUGGUCUACAUGCUGCUGCAGGCGUACAAAGUUUUUGGGAUCCCUCAGUACCUGGAGGAAGCUCUGCAGUGCGGAGAGGUGGUGUGGCGCUGGGGUCUGCUGAAGAAAGGCUACGGGCUUUGCCACGGAGCAGCAGGGAAUGCCUACACCUUCCUGGGCCUCUACCGGCUAACGCAGGACCCCAAGCAUCUUUACAGAGCCUGCAUGUUUGCAGAUUGGUGCAUGAACUACGGCAGGCAUGGAUGCCGGACACCAGACACCCCCUUCUCCCUUUUCGAAGGCAUGGCCGGCACCAUCUACUUCCUGACAGACCUUUUGCAGCCAAUGAGAGCGAGGUUUCCAGCUUUUGAGGUGUAGAGGGUGUCCACAGGUAGUCGCCUCCCUCGUCCAAAACACCAACACCGCACCACGCUUGCUGUCAUACGCAUGCAAGGACGCGACAUCUCUUUAAUCCUGCGACAAAAACGUCUUUUUACGCAGACGAUUCCCUGUUUUAUCUCACAGAUCAGCUAAGCUUUCCGGUGCGUAUUUUUUGUGUUUUUCAGUGACGUUGUUUUUCGGUUGUUUUGAAGAAAAGGUUGGUAACAUUUGAAAUGUAGAUGUUUUAAUGUCUAGAUUAAAAUAAAGAAUGCAUAAGUUGUUGUUUUUUUUUUUUUUUCCAAGGUGUAAUAACACUUUAAUUAAGGUAGUUAUGAAACAGCUUGAGCUGUGUCUUAUGAUAAUGACUGAAAAAUAAAAUUUGACAGAUAUAUGCUUUAGUUGACUUAAGUUUUUUUUUUUGUUUUAUUGUUUCCUUUCAGCAGCAGCAGCAGCUAGAAAAAUACACUAGGUGGCAGCAGAGAGUUAUUAGUCAAAUGCCUUUACUGUCAAGUUUGACAUUUAGUGCCAACAUAAAAGGUUUUUCAAAGCCAUCAUGCAAGG
Molecule: messenger RNA, 1948 nt
Organism: Cyprinodon variegatus (sheepshead minnow)
Lineage: Eukaryota; Metazoa; Chordata; Actinopteri; Cyprinodontiformes; Cyprinodontidae
Gene: lancl1
Product: LanC like 1
Exons: 10
Coding region: 164-1384 (406 amino acids)
Biological process (GO): carbohydrate metabolic process; peptide modification
Cellular component (GO): plasma membrane
Source: RefSeq, a predicted model, not a curated record